GGGGCAGGAGGACCAGCGCUUGGAGCCGGGCCGCAGCCCACGACUUCGGGACCGGGCGGCGGCGGCGCUGCUGCUGCCGGACUCGGGCGCGCGGCCCGGCGGGACCGAGGACGGUGGGGCGGCAGGGCGCGGGCGCCGCGGGCCGGGACGCGCCAGAUGAUGGAUUUGGAUGUGCUUCUAUGAAGAAAUGCCACAUGUCUCUACUGGUCCAAGAACAAACAUGUCCAAACUGCUGCCACUUUAGGGGACUAGGGCUUGGUGACAGUGCUUCCCGGGGAAUCAGGCGUGGUCUGACCCAGGAACAGGAAGCACAGCAUCACCAAUGACACCAUGACAGCAAGAGAGCACAGCCCUCGCCAUGGCGCCAGGGCCCGUGCGAUGCAGCGGGCUUCCACCAUCGACGUGGCAGCUGACAUGCUUGGCCUCUCUCUGGCAGGAAAUAUACAAGAUCCAGAUGAGCCCAUUUUAGAAUUCAGCUUAGCUUGCAGUGAGCUGCAUACCCCAUCGCUAGAUCGGAAACCAAAUAGCUUUGUAGCAGUGAGUGUGACCACCCCGCCUCAGGCGUUCUGGACGAAGCACGCACAGACGGAGAUCAUCGAGGGAACCAACGAUCCUAUAUUUCUAAGCAGUAUUGCCUUCUUUCAAGACUCGCUUAUCAAUCAGAUGACACAAAUCAAACUCUCCGUGUAUGAUGUCAAAGAUAGAUCUCAGGGAACAAUGUACUUACUGGGCUCUGGAACGUUCAUUGUCAAAGAUCUGCUCCAGGACAGGCGUCAUAGGUUGUAUUUAACGCUAAGGUCUGCGGAGAGUGACCGCGUGGGUAACAUCACCGUGAUGGGCUGGCAGAUGGAGGAGAAGUCUGACCAGCGGCCUCCCGUGACCCGGUCUCUGGACACCGUCAAUGGGAGGAUGGUUCUGCCCGUCGAUGAGAGUUUGACCGAGGCUUUGGGAAUCCGAUCCAAGUACGCUUCGUUGCGAAAAGACACUUUACUGAAAUCGGUGUUCGGUGGUGCCAUCUGCCGCAUGUACCGGUUCCCAACCACUGAGGGCAACCACCUGCGGAUCCUGGAGCAGAUGGCGGAGAGCGUGCUCUCCCUGCACGUGCCGCGGCAGUUCGUGAAACUCCUGCUGGAGGAGGACGCCGCCAGAGUGUGUGAACUGGAGGAGCUGGGGGAGCUGUCCCCCUGCUGGGAGAGCCUCCGGCGCCAAAUUGUCACUCAGUACCAGACCAUCAUCCUCACGUACCAGGAGAACCUGACUGAUCUCCAUCAGUACAGAGGUCCCUCGUUUAAAGCAAGCAGUUUGAAAGCCGAUAAAAAGUUAGAAUUUGUUCCCACAAACCUGCACAUACAAAGGAUGAGAGUUCAAGACGACGGAGGAGCAGAUCAGAACUACGACGUUGUCACCAUCGGGGCACCAGCAGCACACUGCCAAGGUUUUAAGUCAGGAGGUCUCCGCAAAAAGCUGCACAAAUUUGAAGAGACCAAGAAACACAGUUUUGAGGAGUGUUGUACAUCGUCCAACUGCCAGUCCAUAAUCUACAUACCGCAGGACAUUGUCCGAGCCAAGGAGAUCAUUGCCCAGAUCAACACCUUGAAAACCCAAGUGAGUUACUACGCAGAGCGGCUCUCGAGGGCGGCCAAGGACAGAUCUGCCACCGGCCUCGAGAGAACACUCGCCAUCCUGGCAGACAAGACCAGGCAGCUGGUCACUGUGUGCGACUGCAAGCUGCUGGCCACUUCCAUCCACGGGCUGAACGCGGCUCGGCCCGACUACAUCGCCUCCAAGGCCUCACCCAGCUCAGCCGAGGAGGAGCAGGUGAUGUUGAGGAAUGACCAGGACACCCUCGCGGCCAGGUGGACGGGCAGGAACAGCCGGUCCUCCCUGCAGGCGGACUGGCACGAGGAGGAGUGGGAGAAAGUGUGGCUGAACGUGGACAAGAGCCUGGAGUGUAUCAUCCAGCGGGUGGACAAGCUGCUGCAGCGGGAGCGCCUGCAGGGCGGGGGCUGCGACGACGUCUUCCCCUGCACCAGCAGCUGCACCAGCAGGAAAGGUAACCAGGCCAGCCACGCCUACUGGAUCCGGCCGGAGGACCCCUUCUGCGACACCCCCUCCUCGCCAUGCCCCUCCACCACGCCCCCCGCUGCAUGCCGCCCUCCCCCGACCACACAUCGCAGCCCCCCUCCUGAAGAGUCCAGCCCAGGUGAGUGGAGCGAGGCCUUGUACCCGCUGCUGACCACCCUCACGGACUGCGUGGCCAUGAUGAGCGACAAGGCCAAGAAGGCCAUGGUCUUCCUGCUCAUGCAGGACAGCGCUCCCACCAUCGCCACCUUCCUGAGCCUGCAGUACCGCCGCGACGUGGUCUUCUGCCAGACUCUGACAGCACUCAUCUGUGGCUUCAUCAUCAAGCUGAGGAACUGCCUGCACGACGACGGCUUCCUGCGGCAGCUCUACACCAUCGGGCUGCUCGCCCAGUUCGAGAGCCUGCUCAGCACCUACGGGGAGGAGCUGGCCAUGCUGGAGGACAUGAGCCUUGGGAUCAUGGACCUGAGGAACGUGACCUUCAAAGUCACGCAGGCCACGUCUAAUGCAUCGACUGACAUGCUGCCCGUCAUCACAGGAAAUCGUGACGGCUUUAACGUGCGAAUCCCCCUGCCGGGCCCCCUGUUCGACGCACUGCCCCGGGAGAUCCAGAGCGGGAUGCUGCUGCGGGUGCAGCCCGUGCUCUUCAACGUGGGCAUCAACGAGCAGCAGACUCUGGCCGAGAGGUUUGGCGAUACGUCUUUACAAGAAGUUAUCAACGUGGAGAGUUUGGUGCGGUUAAAUUCCUACUUCGAGCAGUUUAAGGAAGUCUUGCCAGAAGAUUGCCUACCUCGAUCGCGGAGCCAGACAUGCCUGCCGGAGCUGCUGCGCUUCCUGGGGCAGAACGUGCACGCCAGGAAGAACAAGAACGUGGACAUUCUCUGGCAAGCUGCUGAGGUCUGCCGCCGCCUUAACGGGGUCCGGUUCACCAGCUGCAAGAGUGCCAAGGACCGCACGGCCAUGUCGGUGACGCUGGAGCAGUGCCUGAUCCUGCAGCACGAGCACGGCAUGGCCCCGCAGGUCUUCACGCAGGCGCUGGAGUGCAUGCGCAGCAUUGGAACACGGGAGGUAGUCACCCAGAAGAACUUGAGCGGCCUGGUGCCCAUCCGAGACUUAAGACUAGACCCCAGCCUCCUCUGUUCCAUCCCUUUACUCGCUCUGAGCCCCAAUUUACUGAUUGUGUGGCUCUGCCUGAGUAUAGCAUACCUCGUGGCCAAAUUGCGUUGUAAAUGAGUAUCAUUAUGAAAAAUAAUUCACAAGAAAAACAAAAGUGCCAGAACACAUCCAGCCACCGUGUACCUAACUGGACAGAAGGAAUGUGUCCAAGCAUGGUCUGCCAAGAAAUAUUCCAUGCCUUACAGUUUGACAUUUUGUUGUUCUGAAAUGUAAAUACCUGCCAAAUCACUUUAUCAAGAGGGUGUGUUCAUUUAAAUUCUGUAGAGUUUUCAGCGCUUGUGACAUGUUCUUACAGUACAGAGCCCUGUUACUGCUAUGUUUAGCUGGCCUGGAAUUACCUGUACCAAAUCUUUUCUUUCUGAUGUAAAACUAUUUAUUAUCUGUAUAUCUCAUGUGCCCUGUUUCCUAGAGAAAGGAAUUCUGUCUGAAAAGAAUUUGUAUAUUUGACACUAUUUAAAUGUACGGCUACCCUUUCCUUUCCUUUUGAAGAGAAAUGAGUAGGACAGAUGCUUUCUAACCAGCUCUUCUGGAUACACCUAUUGACUAGGACAUGUACUUUCUGCUUUCAUUUCAAAGCGUAGUCCCUGAAAUUACAGUAGCAAACAGUUUGCAGAAUCAUAACAUUUCCUUGCUUAUGUUAUUACUUCCGAGUUGGGAUGACACAAAGCUGUGACUACAGUGGCUCAUUGUACCAAGUUAGGCACAUAAAAACAACAUAUCGCAUGUGACUUUAGAAUUACUCUUUUAUAUCUUCAAGGAUCAUUAAACUGAUCCAGGAAUUAAUGCGUAUAGUAACAAAAGGCUGUUAACAUUAUAUACAUUUAUUUUUCUUGAAAUAGCAUUUUUCAUUUUAAAAACCUGCAUCUUUAAUUCCAGAUUCAAGUCCAGAUAGCUUUUCUCUCUCACAAAUCAAAUAUGGUUAGUAACGAGAAAAAAAUUACCAAAACAUGAGGCCUGCCUUUUGAGUGGUUGUGCCAGGCGGAGCCGAGAGAGAAGCGGUUGCUGUAGUUUCUGCCAUUAUCACUCUUAAUUUUAACACGGCACUGUCCAUAAAACGGGACAACUGUGAUCUUAACAGUCGCGUGCAGAAGGGAGAUGACACAUCUAAGAAGGUCGCUGCACAGACUGCGGGGAAGCCCCCAGAUCUUCUACGAGCAAUGGGCGGUGGCCUGUUUUCUAGCUCGAAUUACGUUGUGCUUCUGUCUUGGCCUCCCGCCGGCGCCCCAUACACUGCAUUUAUGGAAAUGUGUUUCUUUUCACCAGCUUAGAAACACUGCAGUGAAUUUAGAGAAGCUGGCUUUUUCAGAAACUUCACACCCAGGCAGACACACAGACUCAGUCCAGCACGAAGUCUGGCCUUUCCAUUCCCUUCCGCAGACUUCCAGAACCUGUUCUGGGGUUUCUCUGCUUUGGUCUCAGAUCUGAGUCCGGGUUCUGGGAAUUGUAGAAGCGGUUAGCAGGGGAUGACAGACGCCAGACGCAGACCUCCAGUUCUAAGACGGGAGGCCGUCCUCCUCACACCCCCGCAUCCCAGACCUCCUGGGCCCUGCAGGUGUCGCACCUGCAGGUGAGGCCACUCUCCUCACAAGUGCAGUGUGGUCACCCUGUCUUUUCUAGAAUAAAUGAAGUGGCUGCUCUGUGGCACAGCUGCUGACAUCCUUCGGGAGGGCGUCUCUCACCAACUGCCAAAUGAUGGGUGGAGUUAAGUUGUAGCAAAGUGACACUGGUCACAGGCAAGUUUCUGUCAGGCCUGUGAUCUUCGAGAGGUGUCCUCCUUCACAUUGAGGUGCGCCUGUCAACUCUCUGCAACCAUCUUGUUGCUUUAUUGGAGAGUGGGCAGGUAGAGUCCACGGUUCACAGCCCACCGCCCCAGCCCUGCUCUGGGCAACGCACUCCUGCUGCCCGUGGGCUGACACACACUGUGCCCACCUCCAGGCCGGCAGAGACUGUGUGCGGAUGGCCACACACACACAGCACUCCCUCCUCUGCCCAGGAUCCCCCUCCCAGUAAAGGGGGGCCAUGGCCAGCUAGACAAGCCCCCCAGGGGGGCCUUGUGGACACCACGACCUGUCAUGGUGCCAGCCAGGCCUUCCUGCCCCUUGUAGGUCUGGCUGCUAAGAUGAGAGAGAAAUGGAUGGAAGGAGAGAGGGUAAGGGUUUGGGUGUCUCUUUUCAGGGGCCAUUCAAAAGGCAGUACAUUCUAACUCUGUAGUCACGAGGCUCGAUUGAGAAAGGACACUGAGAUCAGCCGAGGCUGUGGGUGGUGGUGGUUCUUUAGAAUAUCUGAGAAAAGAAAUUCAGGAUGCUCACCCUUGAGCUGAGUUUAAUGUCACUGAGGCCUUAUGAAAUCAGGCUAAAGAUAUAUUUGAAGUCUUUUCUGCUUUAGUAGAAACAGGCAGGAUAAAACAAAGACAGGGAGAUGAUUAGGAAAGGGGAGUCAUUGAUAUUUGGUGGUGGUUUUCGGGUUGCUCCUAAGCUAAUGCUGGCGCUUGCACACUGGCAGCAGCAGCUGACUGGAGAUUUUCAGGAUCACUAGACGCUGACAUGCCCAGAUGCAUUCUAAAGUGGACGGUCCCCACUGGAAAGGGAAAACAGGGGUGGCGCUAAAAUUAGCUGCCACUUGGGGUUUCAGUUCUAAUUUUUAAUUUAAAAAGUAGAUGUCCUUGAAAUAAUUUAUCAAUAUAAUGAAAAAAUCUUAUAGCUUUGAAAUAAUUAAAUCCCUCUUUCUAAAAUCUAUCCAAGACCUUCUCCAUGUAUUCCUGACUCCUAAAAAUUACACAGCCAACGUGAUGUAUGAAAAUGUCCUACCUGAGGGUGGAGGCAGGGCUCUGCAGCAGGGAAUGCCAGUUCCCACAGCAUGGCCUCCCCUCCCCACACCUCCUCCCAAGACCAAGCUGAGCUUGGCUAAACACUGGGUGCCAAUGUAUGUGCAAUCAGCCUCAUUAGUCAGAUUUUGUAACUUCAAACCAAAUUCAAACAUUUGAGGGAAAGUAAACACAAUUUAAUUUUAAAAUUUACUUGAAAUAAAAGUGUAAUCUUGAUUAUAAUUUCACAUAUAGUAUAUUCAGCCAGCUAAACCAGUAAUUAGCCUCUAACGUGUAAAUAAAAGAGAAUGUCGAAGUUCACAAAUUAUUUUUCUUUGUUCCUCAAAGCAGUUUGACUUUUACUAGUUACUAGUGGUUUUUGAGAAGUGUGUGUAUUUCUAUGUCAAUGGAGAAGCCAUAUCUGAAAUAGUCUGAUAAUGUAAGAACUUAUAAAGAUUAAAGAAGAACCAAUAUAGCUUCUGUUUUAAAUGGAGUGAUAUUUUUAUCUGAUCAUUGGAUGUUAGACGAACGUGAUCUUCACUUACUCUAGGGGCUCCCUGCUCACACGGCCUAGGCGAUCAGCUCAGAUGACACCCAUCCAGCUGAGGGCUUUGCAGCUCUGGCGACAAGAAAGCAUAUUUGAGUUACUAACUUACUUAUUAACAAGCAGGUGGCUACUUUUCUAAAAUACCUGAGUUUAUCUUUUGAAUAAAAUUACUGUCUUACCAAAGUAUUUUACAUAUUCUUGAUAAUGAAGUUGUCACUUUCACUUUAAAAGGCUUGAGCAAUUGCCACUGAUAUUUUUUUAAAAUGCAUGACACAAUGGUCUUCAUACAACUUGAAAUAUUUUUUUAAACCCUGUUUCUUGGUAACUGCAAAUUUUACAUCUCAUGAAGGGGAUUUUGUACUAAAUUUAAUAACUAGUUGAAUUAAUUGCUAGAUUGUCUUAGAAUAAUAUAAAACUAUAAAGAUACUGUGCUAUAGGAAGUCAUUUCUAUUUAGACUCGCUUUUGUCUAUUACCUUGAUGUCUACCAGAACAUGUCCCAGAGAGCUCCCCUGAUGCUCCCACCUGGGACUGUGAGGCCUGCUUGACGGCUCAUCCUCCUGUUCAGCAUUUGCUUUGCCCGCUGGGUUGCCAUGACAACCCUUGAUCAGUGCAGCAGGGGAAGAUGCUGGUAGCAUGCUCUCCAGGGAAGGGCACCCGUGGGCUCUCACCGGCUCAGUGGCACUCUUCUGAGGUGACUGCAGCGAGGGCAGCCUACCUGGAGAAGGCAGCCUCAGUGGGGUCACUCCUUGACGCCCUGGUGCUCACGGCCAUGCAGCCAUCGCCCAGGCCCAUGGGGCUGCUGUGCCCCCAGGACAGCUGCGUCCUAGGUGGAGACAGCAUGUUAGAGCAGCCUUUGGAGCCAGAUGGUUUUGCAGCAUGUUCAAUUCUGCAAGGAAAAUCAGCAUUUUGAACUUGCGAUGGUCAGCAGCUGUUGCUAAUAUAGAAAAAUGCAGCUCUUUAAAGGCUUUGGGUUAAGAGCAGCACUUUUCCAUUUAAUUUGCUGUGUGACAGAACUUUUGAACUAUAGUUAUGAUAGACCUCUCAGAUAACCAGAUGCAAAGUACUUGAAAUCAUUAACUUCAAAACAGAAAAGCUGUCCUCCGCUUGAACACAGCGCUGCUUUCAAAGCGGACCCUCGCAGUCACUCACAGCAUGUGUCCAUCUCUGUGCUUCUCAGCUGCCUUGUUCAGAAACUGCCAUCUUGCGUGUGUAUUGUUGUAAAUGAGUCUGGCACCCAUUUAAACUAAUCAGCUUUUUUUUUUUUAAUGCUAUGAAAAUAGUUCAUUUCAUCUGAGUUUAAGUCUUUUCUUUUUUCCUUUUUUACUGCUGUCAUUUCUUGUG
This is a messenger RNA of Camelus dromedarius (Arabian camel), 7950 nucleotides long. It is a transcript of the gene INPP4A, whose product is annotated as inositol polyphosphate-4-phosphatase type I A. The record is from RefSeq and is a predicted model, not a curated record. The transcript is spliced from 26 exons. Lineage: Eukaryota; Metazoa; Chordata; Mammalia; Artiodactyla; Camelidae. Gene Ontology annotation, cellular component: cytoplasm. Bases 331 to 3315 code for a protein of 994 amino acids. Gene Ontology annotation, molecular function: phosphatidylinositol-3,4-bisphosphate 4-phosphatase activity.